Molecule: messenger RNA, 495 nt
Organism: Iphiclides podalirius (scarce swallowtail)
Lineage: Eukaryota; Metazoa; Arthropoda; Insecta; Lepidoptera; Papilionidae
Source: the annotation of a GenBank genome assembly
AUGGAUGUGUCUAAGGAGAUCGCUUUGGUGUUUGUCGUCUACAUUAUGGGGAUCAAGGCAGUGCCACCAGAGGCGUGUUUCGCGAAUUUUAGGUGGGAAGACUGCGGUCAAACGCCAGUUCCAGUCAUGUAUUACUGGAAGCCGGGGUCGCGGUGCGAGGUGGGAUUCUGGCGGGGCUGCUUGCCGAACCCCAACAUGUUUAGGGACGAGUACGAGUGCGUCGCCACGUGCAUAUUCGCCGCAAGGGCCGGCGACGAGGACUAUCACAAGAUUUACGGUUCAGAUGAACAGGAACUCAGCACGGUCCAAACGACCGUCACCACUGUCGACGACAACUAUACGGAUACCACUACCGGGGAAAGCGUCGUUACCACAGACGGUACUGGCAGCACUGCUGCAACAGUAGUCGGUGGUGAUACAAAAGCGACGGAUUACACCCACAGCGAGGCCACCGGUGAGACGAAUGCCGUCACAGCGGAAACAGCGAUGACAACU